UGUUGGACUGAAGGUUUACCGGAUACACAGGAUCAGAGCGCCUCAGAGCAGCCAGUGGUGUCUGUUUCUGCAGGUGAUUAAACGUGUGGAAUGAGGACAUAAUCAAAAUGCUGGCGUCUGCAGAGCCCACUGUCUAUCAGUCCCUCAGACUCCCUCAGAGUCCUGGUCCAGAUCGUCUCCGUCUUGCAGCUCUCCGUCUCUCCUCGCCACUCUGUCCUCGUCCCGCCAUGCCCGGCAGCCAGACCCAGACCCGGUCCCGGGCCAGGGAUCGCAACAACGUCCUGAACCGGCCCGAGUUUCUGUCCCUGAACCAGCCCCCCCGCCGGGAGCCGGGGCCGGGGGAGGGCCGGGGGUCUGGCCCCCGGAGGCCCAGCAGGCAGCAGAGUCAGCAGGAGGACGCCACAGGGAGGGGGUCCAGGGACUCCUCUGAGGGGGGCUCAGCUGAUGGGGGUCUGAAGGACGGGUCCCGGUUCCCAGAGCAGGACUGCAUGCAGCUGAACCCGUCUUUUCGAGGCAUCGCCGUUAGCUCACUGCUUGCCAUCGACAUCAGCCUGUCCAAGCGCCUGGGCGUGUGUGCGGGGACUCGGGGGUCCGGUGCCCCGCUGCGGUCCAUGGUGACCCUGCUGGCGUUGAGCGGCCAUGCGCUGCCCUGGUUGCUGGGGACCCUGAUCUGUCUCUGGAGGAGCAGCACACUGGCCGGACAGGAAGUCCUCGUCAACCUGCUGCUGGCGCUGCUCCUCGACCUGAUGACGGUGGCCGGCCUGCAGAAGCUGGUGAAGCGGCGGGGACCGUGGGACUUCCCUGUCGGCUUCCUGGACUACAUCGCCAUGGACCGCUACUCGUUCCCAGCGGCGCACGCCAGUCGCGCUGCCAUGGUGUCCAAGUUCCUGCUGAACCACCUGGUGCUGGCGGUGCCCCUGAGGAUCCUGCUGUACCUGUGGGCGGUGCUGGUGGCCGUGUCCCGGGUGUUGCUGGGGAAACAUCACCUGUCAGACGUUGGCUGCGGCUUCGCGCUUGGCUUCCUGCACUUCAGCCUGGUGGAGUCCGUCUGGCUGGACUCAGCCUCCUGCCAGACCCUGAUCUCCAUCGGCUCGCUGCGCUGGACUCCGCUGGUCUGAACCGGUCCGGACCAGUCGACUGGGGGUCUGGCUGGUUUGGAACCUGGUCCUGCUGGACGCUUCGGGUUUACGUCGGGUUUAUGUCCACUGAGGGGACGGACUCUGUCAUGACCCGCUGCAGACUGUGGUCUGGUUGAUGUUAAUCACAUUAUGUCCGAACCACAGAGACGUCUGAAGUUAAUUUAGACGCUUGAAACUGAACGUGUGUGUGAGACUUAGGCCUCCUUCAGGGAGUUACUGAAACGUCCAAAAUGAGAAAGUUUCUGUUCUGGAUUUGUUUUCUGAUUCCGUGACUGAGCGGAGGGACAGCUGGAUGUGUUUAGAUGUGGCCCUUAGAAUAUAAAAGAUUGAUUCAUCGUAUCUAAAGGUGGGUCCACCUGCAGGACACAGAGAGGACAUUGGUCUGACACAGAGGAGCCGGGCCCUCUGGUCCUCUCAUCCUCUGGGUCCUCUGGUCUUCUGGUCCCCUGGGGGCCUCUGGUCCUCUGUGGGUCCUGUACGGAUAAUAAGGUCAAAGGUCAUUCUGCGGAUCAGAUGCUGUAAAGAAAGUAUAUUAUAUUUAAAGAUGAAAGCUGUUGAGGGUCCCUGGACAGCUGCAGAACAUAAAUGGAAGUCCCUAAAAGUGGCCUAAGUAAAUGUGUGUAUUUUCUCAGUUUGUUGAACAGCUUUUAUUUUACUGCCGUAGCCAUGACGACGAAACAGUGACAUCAUGCGACAAAUCAUAAAAAACGAAAUCUGAAGUCGAUGAUUCAUUUUAUUUAUUUUAUUUGUACGAUGAAAAUAAAUUGAAUUUUGACUUUUCAGAACAAAACUGAGAUUUCUGUUUCUAUAAACCGUUUCAUGACAGCUAGUGUUAUCCGGUGUUAGCUAGUGUUAGCUUGUGUUAGCUCGUCAGCAGCUCAUGAAGGAAGAAAAACAGAUUCAUAAAUUUAAAUCUCACUGAAAGUUCAACCAGAAGAAACAAAACAAACUGAAAACAAGCACACUUACACCUAUAAAGUGCUAAGCUAAUGGAGCUAACCUAACAGAGCUAAUGUGUGCUAAUUAGUAAAACAGGAAGUGAAGCUGGAGUUUGGAUUAUUUAAUCAUCAGAAAAUAAAAAAACAAUAUUGUUGAAUAUUAUUUAGAGUUAAAGUUAAUUUAUCUCUUGUUCGAACAUUUAAAAGCUUCUGUUAAAGACAAACAUCACAAAUCACCUGAGAACAGGACGAGCAGCUGCUACAGGCCACGCCCCCCUACAGCUUCUACAGACCACGCCCCCUACAGGUGCUA
Molecule: messenger RNA, 2390 nt
Organism: Centropristis striata (black sea bass)
Lineage: Eukaryota; Metazoa; Chordata; Actinopteri; Perciformes; Serranidae
Product: inactive phospholipid phosphatase 7-like
Exons: 5
Coding region: 108-1118 (336 amino acids)
Cellular component (GO): nuclear envelope
Molecular function (GO): sphingosine-1-phosphate phosphatase activity
Source: RefSeq, a predicted model, not a curated record